GAGCCGGUGAGAGUAAAGUGCAGUGCUGAUAGAUCUGAUGGCAAAAAUGAAGCAAGCAGGUGCAUAAGAGAGAUCUGGUGUGUUUUUGGGAGAAAAAACGUUGUGUAGAGAAAACGGGACAGUCAUUCAUCCAUCAGAAGAAGAGAACUGGGAGACAACAUGCACAUCACCACGCUGAAUAAUCAUCUCUUUAAGACUUUAUGUCCAUGACAAGCUCAUAUGAUCAUCUUCAUAUAAACAACUUUUUCGCGUUCAGCAGAGGGACAUUUGGAGUGUUUUCUGAUUUGGAAUAUACAGGUGCUGAAAUGGGACAAGUGGAUGUGAGGAUAUGAGUCUGACAUGGACAAUGUGUGUCUGUGAGGUAGAGAUGGCAAAGCUCUGGAGCCCCAACCCGAGCUGCACCGGCUCUCAUCAAAUGCUUCAGUUUGGAUAACGCAACACAACGCUACGACACACACACACACACACACAAGAGGAACGAUCCUUUACAACACGCAAGGUGAACCCUCCUGGAGAAACUAUAAGAGGGGAAACACUGAACUUCAGCCCAAAGAGAAAGGGAACCACAGAUCCUCAGGAGGAUGAGCGUGGGUCGGAUUGGUCGUUACAGCAUCGUGUCGACGGAGGAAGAUGGCCUGCGUUUGACCACCAUGCACGGCGUGGGAAUGAACGGCUACGGGAACGGCAAGAUCCACACGCGGCGGAAAAGCCGCAACCGCUUCGUGAAGAAGAACGGACAGUGCAACGUGCAUUUCACCAACAUGGACGAGAAAUCCCAGCGCUACCUGGCGGACAUUUUUACCACCUGCGUGGACAUCCGCUGGCGCUACAUGCUGGUAGUGUUCACGCUCGUCUUCGUGGUGUCCUGGUUGGCGUUCGGCUUGGCGUUUUGGGUCAUCGCACUUCUCCACGGCGACCUCGACAACCCGGCGGGCGACGACAACUUCACCCCGUGCGUGCUGCAGGUGAACGGCUUCGUCGCCGCCUUCCUCUUUUCCAUCGAGACGCAGACGACCAUCGGUUACGGUUUCCGCUGCGUGACGGAGGAGUGCCCCCUGGCCGUGUUCCUCGUCGUCUUCCAGUCCAUCGUGGGCAGCAUCAUCGACUGCUUCAUGAUCGGCGCGAUCAUGGCCAAAAUGGCGAGGCCCAAGAAGCGGGCGCAGACUCUGCUGUUCUCGCACAACGCCAUCAUCGCCAUGCGGGAUGGCAAACUGUGCCUGAUGUGGCGGGUGGGCAACCUUCGAAAGAGUCACAUCGUGGAGGCGCACGUCCGGGCCCAGCUCAUCAAGCCGCGCGUCACGGCCGAAGGCGAAUACAUCCCGCUCGACCAGCUGGACAUAAACGUGGGCUUCGAUAAAGGACUGGACCGCAUCUUCCUGGUGUCGCCCGUCACCAUCCUCCAUCAGAUCGACGAGGAGAGCCCGCUGUUCGGCAUCGGGAAGCAGGACCUGGAAACGGCGGACUUCGAGAUUGUGGUGAUCCUGGAGGGCAUGGUGGAGGCCACGGCCAUGACGGCGCAGGCCCGCAGCUCCUACCUGGCCAGCGAGAUCUUGUGGGGGCAUCGCUUCGAGCCGGUGCUGUUCGAAGAGAAGAACCAAUACAAGGUCGACUACUCGCACUUUCACAAGACCUACGAGGUGCCGUCCACGCCCCGCUGCAGUGCCAAGGACAUGAUGGAAAACAAGUACCUGGUCAUGCCCGCCGCCAACUCUUUUUGCUACGAGAACGAGCUGGCCAUCCUGAGCCACGAAGAGGAAGAGGACGAGGCUCUGGAGAGGAUGAAGCCCGAGCGGGCCGUGAGCCUCAGCCCGGAGAGAACGCCCAGACACGACUUUGAUCGACUGCAGAACCCACGCUGCGCCGAUCAACGCUCGUACCGCCGCGAGUCGGAGAUAUGAACCUUCUCAUCUAACUUUCUUCCUGGAGAUACUGGAGUUUCAAACAUGCAGAACAAUGCAAAGUGCCAUACAGAGAAAGAGAGAGAGAGAGAGAGAGAAUGUAUGAAAGGACGAGGGGGUAUUUUUAUCCCGCACGGAAAACUUGAAGCUAUUCCUCGUGAAACUAGUUUAGCUGUUGAACUCGUAAUGUGUAAAUAAUCUUUCUGCGUAGAUAUAUGCUUUUGUGUGCGGUAGAACCUUCUAGCGAGAGAACAAAGUGUUUAGAACGAUGAAGAAAUUAGUCUUUUUAUUUUUGCAUUCAAUCCGAGCACAAAUGACGGGGCAGACUGUCCCGCGAGACACACACACUGAUCAGUGAGACAUGAUAAAUUCCACUUUAAAACUGCACUAUAUAGACAGACCAAGCGAACAAUGUGACCAGUUGAGUGUGAAUGAGUGUGUGUGUGUGUGUGUGUGUGUGUUUUGUGCAGCUGAGCACAAUGCCUCAUGUUAAACGCACAAGAAGGUUGAAAUACAGGCGCUCCCAAAGCCACAACAACAUGCCUAUCUGAUACAUAGAUAUAUUUGCAUAAAAAAUUGAAUUAUUUAUAUUUAGUAAGAUAAUGUAGAUGUUUGCACCACCUAACUGAGAAGAACGCUUUGAUUUUAUUCAGACAUGUGGAUGGGAAAAUCAUUUUACAAUAAUUCAGUUUUUGUCCUGAGAUAUAGUCUGUCGAUCUAUGCAUAUGGUCAGCGUUAACGUUUAGUAAUUUUAUCAUCUCUUAUUCUCUUCUCUUAUAAACAACACGUGUGACAUGGUCUUACCACAGAAAACCGUUUAAAAUCAAAACUCGACAAAUGCACCUGCAAUGAAAGUUUACAGAGUGAAGCACUGCAACCAUAUAACGUUGAAUUUCACACGUUUGUAUUUGAAUGCGAUCUUAGUUUCAUGUUUUUUAACUGCUGUCAUGAAUGUGUAAAGUGACCCAGUCCCUUUUACACAAUAUUUGUGAAGAAGAGACGAAUCCUCCCACAGGAACGAGAGUCCUGACUCACUCUGGUUAACAAGUUCAUCCACCUAAAAAAAACAGUCGCCCUCUAGAAAGCUUUGCUCUGUACCCUUCCAUUGCAAAUCAAAUCUUGUAAACAACAUUUUGUUCAGGAUUCUAUUCAGCGAUGUUUACCCCAGAAUAUUCAGAAAGAAUCCACAGUUCAAAGAUAAGAAUCACUUCUUACAAACUCCUUCAUUACGUUUAUGUGUGUGUGUUCAUGUUUAUCUGUUUGUUUGUUUGUUUGCUUGUAUGUGCAUGUGUGUACUGGUCUGUGUGUAACUGUUUGACAGUCUUAAGGCACAUUCAUGAAGCAAUAAUCAAAAAGUCAAAGCAAUAUGUGAAGUGUGAUCACUGACAAACGCAUUUUCAGCAAUCACAGAGAAUUUCUCAUCUGUACUGUCAGAUGUUUUGUGAAAAGAACAGAAAAGAUCAAACUGAUGUUAUUCCAAAGUCUUUUAUAUGAGAUUGUAAUGCUGUACACCAGUCAACACAUCCACUGCUUCCCUCUUAUAUAAAGUGACAGGACAGGUGUACAGUACACUUUUAAAAAAGGUGCUUCAAAAUGAUGCCAUAGAAGAACCUUUUGGUUCUAUAAAGAACCUUUAAC
Molecule: messenger RNA, 3536 nt
Organism: Triplophysa rosa
Lineage: Eukaryota; Metazoa; Chordata; Actinopteri; Cypriniformes; Nemacheilidae
Gene: kcnj12a
Product: potassium inwardly rectifying channel subfamily J member 12a
Exons: 2
Coding region: 582-1898 (438 amino acids)
Biological process (GO): regulation of monoatomic ion transmembrane transport; potassium ion import across plasma membrane
Cellular component (GO): plasma membrane
Molecular function (GO): inward rectifier potassium channel activity
Source: RefSeq, a predicted model, not a curated record